AUGUCUCAACAAUCGUCUUCCUUCUCUCCCAAAGAAGGGUCUUCUAUCAAUGUGCAUAACACUGCUACAAGCACUAAUAUGAUUAACCCUAUUGAGGUUCUAAAUAUUGUACCUUUGAGAAUGGUGCAUGUUGAUGAUUUGAAGGUAGGGAAACCGCGCACUCCACAUGUACGACAACCAAAGGAGGAUGUUCGCGGCAGAACCACCAAUCCCUCAUCUUCCACUCCUCGUGAGGAUUUAACAAAGGAAGGAUCAAGGUAUGUUCACAAAGCCAUUGCUAAAAUUGUCACUCGUAUCUUGGAUGAACAACAUCAAGUCCCUAGGAUAUCAGUUCCUCUCAAAACUGUGAUCCAUGAUCCCCCUCAGAACCCUGAAUCCGCUGUUGUACCCAAGGAAGACAUCAUAGGAAAGAACUCUAAUGAUAAUGAUGUCCACAUCGCUGAUAAUGAUGCUCACACUCCUGAAGGUGAUGUCACAAAGGAUGUCAAUGACAUUGGGAAUAUUGGUGCUGAUGCUGGUACAGGUACUGCUACAAGAACAGCCUCAUAUGUUGUGGAUCUUGAUGAGUUUUCUGAUAAUGAUCUGGUAGCUGCUGUGAACCCUGGCUUAACCAAGAGGCUUAUGACUAGGAGAAAAGGUAAGGCUGCUGUACAAAGUUCCCCAAAGAGAAAGGUUCCUCCUAUAAGUCCCUUUGCUGAUUUUAUCAGGAAGAAAAGUACCUCUACAGGUCCCAUAAAGAGUAGAGCUAUGUCUCAGAGUGUUUCUGUUGACAUUCCACUAAGGAAGAAACCAACAACUAGCAAGCUAGUUGCUAGUGUUCCUGGGGUACCCAUUGAUAAUAUCUCUUUUCAUUAUCCUUCCGGUGUCAAUAGGUGGAAAUAUGUUUACCACAAGAGGUUAGAUUUGGAAAGGGAGUUGGCUAAGAAUGUCCUUGAGAAUAAAGAAAUCAUGGACCUAAUUCGUGAAGCUGGACUAUUGAAAACUGUUAUUCAUUUGCCUACGUGUUAUGAAAUGCUGGUUAAAGAGUUCAUUGUGACUCUAUCAGAAAACUGUGCUGAUAGAAAAUCAAAGGAUUUUAGAAAAGUAUAUGUUAGAGGAAAAUGUGUUAACUUCUCCUCCACUGUUAUCAACAACUUUCUUGGAAGAUCUAAUGAAGCUCAACCUGAGAUGGAAGUGACUGACAAUAAAAUAUGUGAGGUUAUCACGGCUAAGCAGGUGAAAGCCUGGCCCCUGAAAGGAAAACUUUCUGCAAGCAAGCUCAUCAUAAAAUAUGCAUUGCUACACAAGAUUGGAGCUGCUAAUUGGGUGCCCACAAACCACAAGUCAUCUGUUGCUAUUGUGCUGGGAAAGUUUAUAUAUGCUGUUGGAACCAAGACCAAGUUUGACUACGGUACUUACAUAUUUGAUCAGACAAUGAAGCAUGUAGGGAGUUAUAGUGUGAAGGGUCCUAUUGCUUUCCCAUCUAUCAUAUGUGGUAUAAUUGUGAAUCAGUACCCUAAUAUCCUAAGUGAAAAUGAUACGGUUUGCAAGAGAGAAAGUGCUUUAUCAUUUCACUACAAACUGUUUCAAGGAACACAUGAUCCUGACAUUGUCACAACAUUAGUUGGAACAUCCAAAGACAACACAACUACAAGUAAGGCUACCGUGAUUGAAAUGCUAAGGGAAACAUGUAAGGAGCUAGAGUCCAAAAAACUAGGUCUUGAAAAAUUGAUCAGCUCCCUUGAGAUGGAUAAAGGAGCUGAGUUUGUUGAUGCUGAUAUGGACGAACAGAAUGAAUCAGACAGAGAAGUUGAGAAAGAAGCCUGUCAAGAUGAUGGCACUGAUAAAGACACUUCAGAUGCAGAACUCAGUACCUCUGAGUCUGAAGUCUGA
Messenger RNA from Vicia villosa (hairy vetch), 1872 nucleotides. RefSeq lists its product as uncharacterized. The transcript has 2 exons. The record is from RefSeq and is a predicted model, not a curated record. Lineage: Eukaryota; Viridiplantae; Streptophyta; Magnoliopsida; Fabales; Fabaceae. The coding region runs from base 1 to 1872 and encodes 623 amino acids.